Molecule: messenger RNA, 437 nt
Organism: Diachasma alloeum
Lineage: Eukaryota; Metazoa; Arthropoda; Insecta; Hymenoptera; Braconidae
Product: chymotrypsin-elastase inhibitor ixodidin
Exons: 3
Coding region: 122-352 (76 amino acids)
Source: RefSeq, a predicted model, not a curated record
UACAUCGAUACGAAGAGAUAAUACCGUCAGGAGGGGUACCCCUCUCCCCAACUAUAUAAAAUCAUGUUCUUCCAACGUCAUCAACAUCAGUGCGAUUUUCAUACCACAUUGAAGAUCUAACAUGUCGGGCUUCAGUUUAUUCUUCCUCCUCGCCAUUGCGAUGGUCUUCAUUGGAGAGAUUAACGCUCAACGAUGCCCCCCCAAUGAAGUAUGGAACAGCUGUGGUACGCGCUGCCCAUUAACCUGCAGGGAACCUGGUCCAAGACCCUGCACUAGAGAGUGCGUCCCAGGCUGUUUCUGUAGGCAUCGUUGGUUGAGGAACCAUCGCGGUAUAUGUGUUGCGAGAUGUUAGAAGAUUUCAAGAAUUUCUAAAGCCGUCCCUUCCAUCAUGAACUUUUCGUACAAUUCUUUUUAUUUUUUUAUAAUUCAGAUAGUUA